CAAUCCAAUCCAAUGGCGCCCAGGAAAAUGAGGUCAAUUCACCUUUUAAAUCCUGUUUGCUUCUGUCUCAUCUUGUCCACAGAAUUCCUGCUAAAACUCGUCUCUUGCCUAGAAUUGCUUAACUCAAGUCAGAUGAUGAUGACUGUGUGUGUGUGUGUGUGUGUGUGUGUGUGUGUGUGUGUGUGCGCGUGUGCGCCUUUGCCACAGAUGACACUUCAUUCAGCAUGACCCUCUUUAAACUAUAUUUAGGAGCCUCACUAAAGGUGAUUCUAACCACAGGAGAAGUAGUUUAUGCUUUUAUGUUUGUGCUGUAUUUCCUGUUCUAAGCAUCAGAACAGAGUAUAAAUACAGCAGCCUCCUUGAGAAUUACAUAAAAGAUGAUCACCUGAGUUAUUUUUAGUUUUGACAGGUUGUCUUGUCUUCACGGGUUGUUUCAUUCUUGCUAAAUGUUUUUUUAUUUUGCUCUGGCAGAACGCUGCCUCCAUUUGUAGCCCGUUAGACUUUAACCGAUGCAACCUAGAUUAAUAAUUUCGGACCGAAGGUAACUCAACACUAUACAUGCCUGGGAGCUUAUUUACUUGCUCUUGUUGUGUCCACAUUGCACUUAGUAUAUAUGGAAACGGAAGAUGGGAACUUUAUUGAUUUUAGAAUAUAAUUAUCCUUCAAAAAUCAAACAUUUGGAUGCUUAUCAUGAGACAUUCUGAUUUGCAUCAAAGCUGGAUAAUGGUCACCUCAGCUAUGCGUUCAUGUUGAAGCCUUUUGUGUUAGGUCGGUAUCAUUUGGGUCUCCAUGGAGGGCUUUAUUGUAGGUGGUAACUUGUUUGAGUAAUUGGAACCAUAUGCAACAGAGUGAAAGGCAGUAAUGCAAAUAAACAGGAAGACAGAGAAGAGUUGUUUGUUCAAAAGCCGUGUCACCAAGAUGUCCGUUCCCAGUGAGUAGCUACAGCAGUUAAGAAAUGUGAGGGAAGAAUGUCGGUGUUAAUGCCGUCUCCAUCAGGUUCACACUCGAGCACAGUCACGCACACACAUGUUGCAGUGGUCUGUGCCUGUAAUUAUAGACUCGGCGUCUCAGGUGGAGAAGGCCCAGGGCUGCAGAUGAAGUAGCAGAGAGGAGUUGCUGCGAGUUUAUCGUCAGGAAGUGGUGCAUGAGUUUUACUUACAGGAAACGUCUGCUGCCACAGCUGUACUUCACACAUACUGUGCUGUGGGCAUGUGUCUGCGUUUCAUGUCCCUGCUGGAAAAAAGCAUUGAGAUGUGGUAGAUGUGUCCUGUGGGAGCGGUGCUUUUUAAACAGUGCUUUUAUUGUUGCAGUAUGAUAUUUAUGUAAAAGACUAUCGUAGAGCCUGUAGUUUCUAUAAAUAACCCCCCUUCAGUAAAUAUUGACGGAGAGAUUGUGAGCUUCUAUUGUAUACCAAAUGUUUCUGAUAAUAAGAAAUGUCCUAAGUAAUUACAAAUGUUGCUAAUGUUGACAUCAACAUGAGCAGUUUUCAAAAUGAUCUUGCUCUGACUUAAAAAUUGUAAUUAAGAAACAACUACUUUUUAUUCUACACUUGUGUUUAGAGCUGCAACGAUGAGUCAAUCGACAGGAAAUUAAUCUGCAGUUAUUCUAGUAAUCCACUGUUGGUUCCAGGUUCUCAAAUGUGAGAAUUCGCUGCCUUUCCUUGUCUUACAUUAAAGUAAAUUUAAUUAAUUUGGCCUUUGGACUGUUAGUCGGACAAAGCCAGACAUUUGAGGAAGUCAGCUGGGUCUGCAAAUAAAUGUGAUCACUGUUUUCUGAUGUUUUUAUAGACGAAACCAUUAAUCCAGUUGAUGGAGAAGAUGGUCGGCAGAUGAAUCUAUUGUUAGUUUGGUCUAAAAUAAUACAUGGCGUUUCAUUACGCUGAACUGCGUACACUUGCCAUAGUGCGAUACUUAUCAACAGCAAGACAUUCUUAUUAAUAUCUAAUUUUAACUUGUGUCACAUCUAGUUUUUCUUGUUUGAUUGAGGUGAUACUCAACAGUUAUUCCAUCCCAAAGUUCCAAAUGCUCGCUAUGUGUUUUAGCCGUGUGUUUCCAUUAGACUCUUGCGUCCUGAAACUAAAGACAGGCACACCUCCUGAGGCAGUGUGUGAGAAUGACACAUCGCUGUGGGUGGGCUGUUCAGUGCAGAGCAGUUGUGAAAAAGGAAAGAUGCGGCGAGCCGCAGAAAACACAUUGAGGAAGUUAGUUAUGUCUCAGUGUACUCGGUGACGAGGAAGUCCUAACACAUUUAAACAUCUAGAUUAUAUUUAGGAGACCAUGAGGAGGAGACUUCCCACAGCACAGAAGAGGUAGAAGACUAUAAAUGUUAACAACAAAGGCAUCAAGGACUUUGUAACCCUUUUGAUAAUUUACAGUAAUCCUAUCCCCUCGACCCAGUUAUCUACAGGCAGGAAGUUCCAAAUGGUUCUACUUUAACCUCCUCUUUCACAGUUAACCAACGAACCCAGAGACCGUCAUCCUCCACUAUGGCGAGCCAGGACCCUGCCGACCCUUCGCAUGCUACAUUUGACCUCUUCGUCCAAGCCCAGAGUUGUAAGGAUGUGAAGCAACACUUUGCUGCACUCUACCAGCAACUGGACAUCGAUCCUAAGGAUUUCAGGAGCUUCUACAUCAAAUUAAAGGAGAGACUGAACUACUGGAAGGCCAAAGAACUGUGGAAGAAGCUGGACAAAAGGGCAUCUCACCCGGAUUACAAGCAAGGAAAAGCCUGCACCAAAAACAAGUGUCUUGUGUUGGGUGCUGGGCCAUGUGGGCUGAGAACGGCCAUCGAACUGUCCCUGCUGGGGGCUCAGGUGGUGGUGUUGGAGAAGAGAGAGUGCUUCUCCAGGAACAAUGUUCUCCACCUGUGGCCCUACACCAUUUAUGACCUCCGCUGGCUCGGAGCCAAGAAGUUCUACGGCAAAUUCUGCACCGGAUCGCUGGAUCACAUCAGCAUCCGUCAGCUGCAGUUGAUUCUAUUGAAAGUGUGCCUUCUCCUCGGGGUGGAGGUGCACACCGGAGUGGAGUUUCAGGGCUUGAUUGAGCCCUCGGGAGAAAACGGCUGGAUGGCCAAGCUGCAGCCGGGGUCUCAUCCUGCUGCUACCUUCCAGUUUGACGUCUUCAUCUCUGCUGGAGGAGGCAGGUUUGUUCCUGAUGGUUUUAAGCAUAAGGAGCUGAGAGGCAAGCUGGCUAUCGGCAUCACAACCAACUUCAUCAACGGACACACGGCUGCAGAGGCCCAUGUAGAAGAGAUCAGCGGUGUGGCCCGCAUCUACAACCAGAAGUUCUUCCAAGAGCUGCUCACUGAGACGGGUAUUAAUUUGGAGAAUAUUGUCUACUACAAAGACGACACCCACUACUUUGUCAUGACUGCCAAGAAGAAGAGCUUGCUGAAGAAGGGGGUCAUUAAACAGGACUACAGCGAUGCAAAGGAGCUGCUGGCUCCUGCGAACGUGGAUCAUGAGGCUCUGUGCCGCUACGCCCAUGAUGCCGCUUACUUCUCCACCGGUGGCAAACUGCCUGACCUCCAGUUUGCUAAGAACCAUGCCGGCCAGCCAGACGUGGCCAUGUUCGACUUCACCUGCAUGCAGCGUGCUGAGAAUGCCUCUCUGGUCAGGGAGAGGAGGGGGAAGAAAUUGUUGAUGGGUCUUGUUGGAGAUUGCCUGGUGGAGCCUUUCUGGCCUCUGGGCACAGGUAUUGCCCGUGGGUUUCUGGCUUCUUUUGACACAGCGUGGAUGGUGAGGAGCUGGGGCAUGGGGGUCCCACAUUUCAAGGUCCUGGCUGAGCGGUGAGCCGGUUUCUUAAAACUACUAAGCAGCAAACUAUACAGACAAUCGCAUGAUGCAGCUACUUCCCCGUUUCUUACUUGCUAUAUUUGUGUUUGCAAAUUUAACAAAGUGUUACUUUCUGUUUCUCAGACACACAGUAUAAACCAGAGGUUUUACUGUUAGUACGAUAUUUAGUUUUAAGGAAACUAAAAAGAGGAUUUACUUGAACUCCUUCGCUUGAGGUAGGCACUCCGUCCCCACCUGGAGGGAGCAAUCCACCGGUUUCCG
Messenger RNA from Anarrhichthys ocellatus (wolf-eel), 4054 nucleotides. Its product is annotated as F-actin-monooxygenase mical1-like. The coding region runs from base 2486 to 3790 and encodes 434 amino acids. The record is from RefSeq and is a predicted model, not a curated record. The transcript has 8 exons. Lineage: Eukaryota; Metazoa; Chordata; Actinopteri; Perciformes; Anarhichadidae. Gene Ontology annotation, molecular function: FAD binding.